AUGAGUUUUGCCAAGCACUUUAUCGGCGGCAUCCUGAACAUCGUCAGCAACAUCGAUCCGGCCAUAUUCAUCCCGUCGGCGCCGCCUCCUCCCCGCAGACCUCUAGCCUUCGAGGAAGCUCACGAGAACGAUGAGGAGAAGUCCUUCCGCAGAGCUUUCAAGAAGCUGGCGGGAGAGGACAUGGAGGUGAGCCCCAAAGAGUUGAUGAACAUCCUCAACCAAGUGCUUGCCAAGCAUGGGAAUUUGAAGACGGAUGGUUUCAGCAUCGAGUCGUGCCGAAGCAUGGUGGCCGUCAUGGACAGCGAUAGCACGGGCAAGCUAGGCUUCCACGAGUUCAAGCACAUGUGGAAGAACAUCAAGAAAUGGCAGAAAAUCUACGAGUCUCACGACAAGGACGGGUCGGGCGUCAUCUGCAGCAGAGAGCUGGGGCCCGCCUUCAAGGACGCAGGCUUCCCGCUCCAAGACCAACUGUACAAAAUGAUCAUCCGGCGCUACAGCGACGAGCACGGCGACAUGGAUUUUGACAACUUUGUGGGCUGCCUGGUGCGACUGGACGCCAUGUGCAAUGCCUUCAAGACUCUGGACAAAGGAAACACCGGCUCCAUCAGCCUGGAUAUCAAAGAGUGGCUCCAGUUGACCAUGUACUCGUGA
Molecule: messenger RNA, 651 nt
Organism: Nerophis lumbriciformis (worm pipefish)
Lineage: Eukaryota; Metazoa; Chordata; Actinopteri; Syngnathiformes; Syngnathidae
Source: RefSeq, a predicted model, not a curated record